Messenger RNA from Syngnathus typhle (broad-nosed pipefish), 2921 nucleotides. RefSeq names its product SPRY domain containing 3 (gene spryd3). The record is from RefSeq and is a predicted model, not a curated record. The transcript is spliced from 11 exons. The coding region runs from base 162 to 1394 and encodes 410 amino acids. Gene Ontology annotation, molecular function: protein binding. NCBI's taxonomy places the organism in Eukaryota, Metazoa, Chordata, Actinopteri, Syngnathiformes, Syngnathidae.
GUAAGAAAGUAGAAUACGAAAGCGGGAAUAUAAUAGAUUUGACUUCAAACUGAGGGAUCGAUGGGUUGUCAGCGUUUUUAUUCACUCAGAUUGGAAGAAUAGCAGUUAGCCGGCCAACCGUGUCGUUCUGGUGACUCUUGUGAUUGUGAUGAUUCUCACAAAUGGACGACAUCAACCUCCAUUAUCGCUUUUUGAACUGGAGAAGGCGAAUACGAGAAAUUCGUGAAGUACGACCAGUACGCUACCGAGAACGUCUGAAAAGAAUGCUAAGGGAUGGCGACGUGCUGAGGUACCAAGGAAACUCAGAUGAAGUCGGCUGUUUUGUAGCGGCGAGGCCAUUAUCAAAAAGAAAACGCUAUUUUGAGGUAACAAUCGUGGAUACAGGAGUGAGGGGCAUGAUUGCUGUCGGUUUAGUGCCUCAGCUCUACAAGCUGGACCAUCAGCCGGGCUGGCUGCCAAAUUCUGUGGCUUUCCAUGCAGAUGAUGGCAAGCUGUACAACGGAAACACUGUCGGACAACAGUUUGGUCCAAAAUGCUGCAGAGGAGAUCGAAUCGGCUGCGGAAUCUCCCUGGAAUCUGAUGAUGGACAGUUGACUGUGUUUUUUACCAAGAAUGGAAAAGAAGUUGGCAGAUUGGACGUGCCGGCCGCCGAGGCUCUCUACCCUGCUGUAGGAAUGCAUUCGCUGGGCGAGGAAGUGCUGCUGGACCUGCACGCCGAAUGGAGGAUGGAGGAUGAUGACGGUCUGAUGAUAGUGGACAGCCAUGAAGAUGACUGGGGGCGCCUCCAUGACAUUAGAGUGUCUGGCACUCUGCUGGAGUACACGGGCAAAGGGAAGAGCAUCGUGGACGUGGGCUUGGCUCAGGCCCUUCGGCCCCUCAACACGCGCUUCCACUACUACGAGCUGGAGAUCACGGACGCCGGCGAGAAGUGUUACAUCGCCCUGGGCCUGGCGCGCAAGGAUUAUCCUAAAAACAGACAUCCAGGUUGGAGCAGAGGGUCCAUUGCGUAUCACGCUGAUGACGGCAAGUUGUUCCAGGGCAGCGGUGUCGGCGACGCCUUCGGCCCACGUUGCUUCGAAGGGGACCUCAUGGGCUGCGGCAUCAUGUUUCCACGAGACUUCAGCCAUGAGGGCGGAGAUGAUGUGGAUGAUUGGGACCUGGAAAUAUUGCCGCAGCCCAGCCAGGUUCAGAACGACUUGUACGCGAGCAAUGACGAUGACGACGAGGAGGGGGAAGACAUGGAGGGAACUAAGGUCACGGUGUUCUUCACCCGCAAUGGAAAGGUGAUGGGGCGUAGGGAGGUGGCCUUACCGGUAGGAGGCUUCUACCCCACUAUCGGCAUGAUGAGCAACGGCGAGAAGGUUAAAGUGGACCUGCACCCCCUCAGCGGCUGAACGCCGACGCGGGACUCCGUCACCUCAUCGUCAACUGGCUGCUGCUUGUAGAGGUCACGUCAGGAUGGAACCGUGGCCUUCUCAUGCUGUAAGAGUCAAGUCACUUUGAUUCGAAACGAUCCAAAUGUUUCUUGAAGUUCUAAUUGUAGCACACAUUGUGGUGUUGAUGUUGGAUAAAAAGAAACAGCAAUCAACUUAUUCCCCUCAUUUAGUCUGCAGCCUAACGCCACAUAAAUGGUGCAUUACCGACACCAAGUGGUGAGAGGCUUGUACUGCAGUUAUUGUUUCACUUCAUUGCCUCAAACUUGGCUUGAAGUCUGGGCCUGUCCAAAAGAACACAACGUUACUCCUACUACUCUUGUAUGGCUACACAACUGAAUUGUGCCCUUAUAGUGGAUGAGCAAUUGUCGAACAUUGUCAAGGUAUGUUGCUGAUGUAGAUGGAUGGACAAAAAUACAUUAUUUUUUCAAAAAAGAGUAAUUUUCUGAUAAUUGUGUAAAAUGUUUUGUGACCUGAUGAUCUCACACUAAUGUGCCACAGCUCAGUGUUUGGGAAACACUGCCCGAACCAAUUCUUUGGAAAAAAUAUAGCUUUAUUUCCCUCCAUUUAGGUGAUUUGAUCCUCUUUGUUUGGUUUGUUUUCAUUUUCUUGGUAUUGUAAUGUUGCUAGUGUACAUGUUAGCAAACCACACAUCAUUUUGCAAGCUUUUUAUCAAAUAGUAAAAGGGAAGAUGUUGAUGGAAGGAUAAUUAAUGACCAAAAACACAAUUGCAAAUGUCUAAAUGUUCUUGACAAUGAAGCCAUAACUAUGACUUAUUGCUCUCAGGUAUAUUUAAAUAUCAAAACCAAUCAUCUUUUUAUUUAUUCAAGUCACAGAUGUUUUCUGCAUUGUGUUGCAUUUUCUUUGCCUUGCUUUUUUUUUUUUUUUCCUCGAAGGGGGGGGUGAGUCCUUUGUGUUCAAAUAAUAGAGGAUUCCCGUUUUUUAACACUAAGAUUUGCUUUCUGUCACCUGCACUUUCAGCAGUUUUUCUGUUCCUCCACAGACGCGCACACAAAGAAGGUUGUUGUAUGGUCCAUCUUGUCCCUCAUGCCACAAACGUGUAUGCCAGGUUCACUGAACACUAAAAUGGGCCUUGGUGUGAUGUAAAUGUGGGAUAGGCUCCAGCUUGGCUGUGGGACCCCUUAGUUGCAUAAGUAGCAUAUUGUAAAGAGUGUGAAUGUUGAAUUUGUUUGUAAAAUCUGCAUCAGAUCAGCCACCCUUAGACUGUUCUGACCAAAGUGCCUGACAAUUGUUGUCUGCAAAUUAGCAUGUACUGUUUAUUCAUGUCAGCAGUUUUCACAGUUCUGUUUAAAAAAUGGCCAAAUGGUGCUAAAGUACACAUUGUCAAAUCAAUCAACCAGGCCAGGCCUUAUGUACGGCUCUGUGAAGCAAUCUAAUAAUGCCCAAAUGUUGUGUAUACAAUAUAUGUAUUAUUGAUAUUUGAUUAUUUACUGGUGCCUGUGUACAUAUUAAAUGUCCUAUUCUGUA